GGCAGAACAAGAGACGUUAGAACAAUGGUUCCGGCUUCAGUGCUUUCCAGAUCGAAGUUCUUCUUCAUGCGCAAUGCUGCUGUGCUGAACACGGUGAAGACGUCAGCGGUGAAGAAGAACUUCACGUUGGCUUCCACGAUCAAUACGAGAUCGUCAGUGCUUUCGAGGCUGCUACCAGCGAGUCGUAAAAUCAGUGCAUUCACCUCGAAGCGUCAGUUCUCCACCUCCACGGUGUGGAGGGACGUUGCUGCUGCUGCUCUCAGGGAGGAGCCUGUUGCCAAGACGAGAAAGAGAACGCUCAUCAACUCUUCGAAUGCCGUUGCUUAUUGGUUGCUAGGGACAUCUGGUCUUGUGUUUGGUAUCGUUGUCCUUGGAGGAUUGACCCGUCUCACCGAAUCCGGGCUGUCCAUUACUGAGUGGAAACCCGUUACCGGAGCUAUUCCUCCAAUGAACAAGCAGGAGUGGGAGGAAGAGUUUGCUAAGUACAAAGAAUCGCCAGAGUUCAAACAGUUGAACUCACACAUCACCUUGGAAGAGUUCAAAUUCAUCUUCUUCAUGGAAUGGGCUCAUAGACUCUGGGGAAGAGCCAUUGGUGUUGUUCUGCUGGCUCCGGCGGCAUACUUUGCAUUGACUAGAAAGACCUCUCCUAGGGUCAACAACAGAUUGGUUGUAUUGACAUUAUUGCUCGGUUUACAAGGUGCCAUUGGUUGGUGGAUGGUUAGAUCCGGAUUAGAUCAAGAACAGCUCGACGAGAGAAAGUCCAAGCCAACAGUGUCACAGUACAGAUUGACAACCCAUUUGGCUGCUGCCUUUGUGCUCUAUUCUGCUAUGAUCUGGACUGGAUUGGAGAUUCUUAGAGAGAACAGAUGGGUGAAAGACCCUAAGAAGGCUCUGGAGUUGUUCCAGGAAUUAGACAACCCUGCUUUGAGACCAUUGAGAAGACUCUCAAUGGGACUCGUUGCCUUGACAUUUAUCACUGCCAUGUCUGGUGGUUUGGUUGCCGGGUUGGACGCUGGUUUAAUCUACAACACUUUCCCACACAUGGGUGACAACUACAUCCCAUCAAAGAGAGAGUUGUUCGACGAUAACUAUUCCAGAAAGGAGGAUAAAUCUGACAAGUUCUGGAGAAACAUGCUUGAAAACCCAACCACUGUCCAGCUGAACCAUAGAAUCCUGGCCACAACUACAUUCUUUGCCAUCCUGGCAACGCAUUUGUAUGCAAGCAGAGUGAAGCACAUCAUUCCAAAGGCUGCUAACAAAUCCCUACAUACCCUUAUGGGAUUCGUCUCUUUACAAGUCGCGCUGGGUAUUUGCACUUUACUAUGGCUUGUUCCUAUCCCAUUGGCAUCUGCACAUCAGGCAGGUGCAUUGGCACUGCUCACAAGUUCUCUGGUAUUUGCUUCAAGACUUCGUCAACCAAGAGCACAGAUUAGAAUCUUGACAUCUGGAUUGUACGCUCAAUACCUGAAAUCUUCGAAGGAGGGUGCAUCCAAAGUGUUGUCUGAACUGCUGAAUCGGAUUACGGUUGAAUUAAAAAAUGGUAUUGAAAUCACAGGAACGCUAAAGACCGCUGAUCAAUAUUUCAACUUGAAGCUGGACAACAUCAGAGUUGCAAACGAGGCCAAGUUCCCACAUCUCAGUGCUGUGAAGAGUAUAUUUUUGAGAGGUUCCACGGUGAGAUACGUCUACAUGAGCAAGACCGACGUUGACACCAACUUAUUACAAGACGCAGCAAGAAGAGAGGCCAUGGCAUCUUCUGGUAAGCAAGUACUUGGUCGUUGAGGUUUUGUACCACUUUUAGGAUUAAUAUACAGUAACUGUGUUAUAUACAACGGUGUAAUGGG
Molecule: messenger RNA, 1844 nt
Organism: Williopsis jadinii
Lineage: Eukaryota; Fungi; Ascomycota; Saccharomycetes; Phaffomycetales; Wickerhamomycetaceae
Gene: COX15
Product: Cox15p
Exons: 5
Coding region: 25-1782 (585 amino acids)
Biological process (GO): heme A biosynthetic process; mRNA processing
Cellular component (GO): mitochondrial inner membrane
Molecular function (GO): oxidoreductase activity, acting on NAD(P)H, heme protein as acceptor
Source: RefSeq, a predicted model, not a curated record